Messenger RNA from Odontomachus brunneus, 1854 nucleotides. RefSeq names its product glycine-rich cell wall structural protein-like (gene apd-3). Lineage: Eukaryota; Metazoa; Arthropoda; Insecta; Hymenoptera; Formicidae. The transcript has 4 exons. Bases 31 to 870 code for a protein of 279 amino acids. The record is from RefSeq and is a predicted model, not a curated record.
GACUACCAGCCCACAAUACACACACCAAACAUGAAGGCCUUUAUUGUGUUCGCCUGCUUAGCGGUGGCGACGGCUCGUGCCGGUAUCGCCGGUGGAUAUGGCGGCCACUAUGGUGGUUAUGGUGGUCACGGUUUGGCCAUCACUGGACACGGAAUCAACGGUGGACAUGGUCUGAGCGGUGGACUCGCCGCUGGCGCUGGAACCGCUGCCUCCCUCCAGGGUGGUGCCUCCAGCUUGGGAUCUGGUGGUCUUGGUGCCAGCUAUGCUGCUGGUGCUGCGGCGGCGGCUGGCGCUGCUGGAGUUCAGCAGAUCGUCUCCGGUGGAGUCUAUGGUGGCAGGUCUGACAUCGGACCCGCUGAGGGACCCAAGGCCAACGUUGGACCCCAGACUGGACCGUCUGAUCUUGUUGGACCCCAGGAAGGCGCCAAGUCCGUUGGUGGACCUCGCACUGGACCGGCCAGCCUUGUAGGACCCGCUGCUGGCCCAUCCACCCUUGUUGGACCGUCUCAGGGAACCGCCACCCUUGUUGGACCUUCCCAGGCUACCGCUAACCUCGUUGGACCUAGCUACGGAGGUGUUGCCUUCUACGCUGGUGCUGGCAAUGUUAACGGUGAUGAUGGAAGCUCUGGAGCUGCUGGAGCUGCCGCGCCCGGUGGUGGUCUCGGAGGUGGUCUCGGAGGUGGAUUCGGAGGUGGUUUCGGAGGUGGCGCUGGUGCCAUCGCUGUCAUCGGCGGUGGUGGUGGUGGAUUCGGUGGUGCCCUCGGUGGCGGUGAUGCCGGAGUUGCUGUGAUCAACGGACCGUCUGGCGCCAUCCACGCCGGACUCGGCGCUCACGGAGCUGUCAUCCCCGCGCCCGUUGGCAAGUGGUAGACGUUUUAAGACCCCAGCGAUCUCGGCUCGGCGACGGCGGCAAACCCACCACAGUCACUUACCGGUCUCAAACGAUCCUCAAACGCGCUCAACGUCUUCUUCCCAAAGCUUCGUCCAGUCUCGGAACAUGGUCGGGCCGCCUGGCGCUAGUGAUAUGAUCAGUAGACGCUCGGAAUAAACGCUCGAUCGGUCGUACGUAUGGACACCGCGAGCCGAAGAAGCGCGAACCGAAAGACGGACGCGUCCUGUCGGGUCUGAUAAGAUCGUCGGGGACGCGACACCGAGGUACGGGCCAUUCGUGAUCCGCGACUUGGCGUCGUUUUCUCCUCGUUAUCGACCCGGGUGUCCGUUACAGUCGGGCGACUUGGGUAAAAUUUAGUCAAUUUCCGUUCAUCGACCGACCGAUAGAGGGAAAUCGACUCGAGUCGCGAUUGCCGAUCUCGGUUGACGACCUUCCGGGGUCGUCUCAAACACCUCGUCGCUUCCCGACGCGCUUUCGCCCGCGAUCGGCGAGAAUGUCGCGUCUCUCGGACCACGAUACGACACCCACCGCGCACUCUCCGAGUCGUAACGUCACCCGUGCACACCCGCGAAGGCGUCACGCACACGCUGCACCGUCAUGGGCCUAGCCAGUGGACAAGCUUUGGUACUUCGUCUCGUCGGACCAACUGGAUCUGUUCUGUUUUCUGAACACCUACCGUUGUUCCGGCUAAACCUUCUUCUCUUACGUCUUCCACCAUCCGUAAGGCCGCCGCUCUUCACACACAUAUUACUAUUUCUCUCUUUUUCCAUGGGUCAGGGCGCGUCGCGCCCUUCCCACAUGUUGUUAUACUUACCGCCGCACCCAAGCAUACAUAUUAUUAUUACAUACUCGUCCAUGCGCAUAUGUCUUCUUUUUAUAUAUAUAUGUAUACAUACUAUUACUAUUACCUUCGCGCAUAUAUAUAUAUAUGAACACAUUGCCACACGCGCGCACACACACAC